GUGUGAAGCUACUUAAAACGUAACUAACUUACCAGAGCGGGGCUGAGAAGAGGAAACGGCGAGAGGACGCCCAAAAUAUAUUUCCUCAUUACCGAAGGUCUCAAGCUUCUUUACGGUGUCAUAGAAAAAAAAUGUCAACGAGCCGGCACGAAUUACCGCCCACUGUGAGCCGAGUUCUGGUCGGCUACCGGAUGAUGCGGAGUUUGGUGCUGCGACACCUCACCUUUGUGUGAAGUCCAGUGAGAAGUUACAGCAACAAGAAACAUGGAAACCGCCCUAGAUUUCAACACUUCUGCCUGGCCCCGCCCCCUCGUUAAUGCCUCUUGUGAGCCAGAGGACGUUGGGGCCUGGCAGCACCGCCUCCUUCACCUGGUUCUGGUCAUCACGAUAACCACCUUGCUGAGUGUCGUCACCUUUCUGGGUAACUCCCUGGUCCUCCUGUCCGUCAAAGUCAACCACCGCCUGCGGACCAUCAACAAUUACUUCUUGCUGAGCCUGGCGGUGGCCGAUCUACUGGUGGGCGUGGUCUCUAUGAACGUGUAUGUGCUGUACGCAGCGUGCGGCUACUGGCCCCUGGGGGUCACCCUCUGCGACCUGUGGCUGGUGGUGGACCACGGGGUGAGCGCAGCAGCUGUCUUGAACCUGCUCAUCAUCAGUUUGGACCGCUUUUUCUGUCUAACCCAUCCGCUAAGCUACCCAGCAAAGCGAACAGGUCAGAUGGCCAUCCUGAUGAUUGCGGCCGCUUGGCUGCUGUCCUUUGCCCUGUGGACACCCGCCAUCUUGUGCUGGCAGACGGCCGGAGGCGAGCGCCUUGUCCCUGAAGACGAAUGUUACCCGCGUCUGCUCGCCAGCCCAGUCGUCACCCUUGGAACCACCCUACCCGCCUUCUUCCUGCCCGCCCUUGCCAUGGUGGGCCUCUAUGGACACGUGUCUGCUGCCAGCUGUCGUCGCCUCAGUGCACUCCGCCACCCAAAAGAGGGUGAUGUCAGGUUGUCAACCUCGUCCCCGCAGCACUUUCUCUCGAAAUGUCGAGGCGAGCUCAUCGGUAACCCGAUGUCAGAAACUCAGCACCAGUGGUGGUCCAACAAUUUCAAACUCAGAACGCCUCGAGCGAUGUCUACAGGAAGUGACAUGUCAGAGAGGACCGGCAUCUCGCCAGGACCGUCGGGCAAAGACGGCGACUCCACCUGCUCCCAACAGUGCAGGGCAACCUCCUCCUCCUCGACGCGUCACAGGAUCGUGGUCAGGGAGAGAAGAGUCACGUGGACCAUCCUGACCAUCCUGCUGACCUUCAUCAUCACCCGGGCGCCGCACAAUGCCAUGGCGUUGGUCGCCGCCUUCUACCAUGUGCGCAUCCCGCACUUCCUGUGGCAGGCGGGGCGCUGGAUGGCCUACCUCAACAGCGCCCUCGACCCCGCCUGCUACGCCCUAUGCAGUGCCACCUUCAGGACCACCUUCUGCAACCUGCUGCGGUGCCGCCGCCACUGAGCACCGUGAUGGGGGCAGCGCCAUCUGAAGGCCAAUGAGUUAAUUACUUGUUUAUUACUCGCCAAUCAACGUGUGCGCGUGAAUGAGUGAAUGAGCUGGUCAAGUUAACCAGGUCUUAAUUUGUGAGCAAGUUUACUUAAUUAGGUCGUAAUGUUUGUGAAUUAUGUCCUAACGAAUGUGUGUGAAUGAGUGAAUUCUGUGUUAAAGUGUGUAUUGAUGUUAAUUAGAGCUUAAUGCUCGUGAAUGAGUGAAUUAUAUAAUGAUUGUGUGUCAACAAGUGAACUAGGUUUUUGUGUGAACAAGUUCAUUUAAUUAGGGCUUAAUGUUUGUGAAUGAGUGAAUUAUGUGUUAAAGUGUGUGUCCAAGUUAAUGAGGUCUUAAAGUGUGUAACUCAUACAUCGUGUUCGAAUUAAUGUGUGAACAAGUGACCUGUGCAUUGAUAAGGCGUGUUAACAUGUGAAUUAUGUGUUAGUGUGAGUCUGAACAAUUUAAUUCGGUCUUAAGGUGCGUGAACGAGUGAAUUGUGUUACAAAUGAACUAGGUCUUUAUGUGCGAAUGGAGUGUGUAGUGAAUUACCUGUUAAAAUGUGUCAACAAGUUAAUAAUGGCUAAAUCCAUCUUUGUGAGCAAGUGAACUGUGGCGAUUAAUUGUGUGAACAAGUGAAUGCCUUAAUGUGUGUGACCAAGUGAACUACCUGUUGACAAGAGGCGAAUUAUGGCUUCAUUUAUGUGCGUGCGUAAACAAGUGAAUUAUGUCUUAAUUUGUGUGCGUGAGCAAGUGAAUGUCUAGUUUGUGAAGAAGUGAAAUAGGUCUUUGUGCGUGUAAAUAAGUGAAUUGCAUCUUAAUGUGUGUGAACCAGUGAAUUAGGUUUCAUCAAUGUGUGUGAACAAGUUUUGUGUUCGUGAUUGUUUGAUUUGAUUAAUGACUGAAUCAUCGCCCGUGUUUAAUUACAUUUCAUCUUUAUUGACUUGAUUUGAUCAUUCAUUGGAUAAAUAAUUUACAAGAAAACACACUUUAAAAUUGUCCUUAAUGAACAAAUGUUUAAUAUUGUGUUUAAUAAUUUAAUCUUAAAUGUGUUUAGAAGUCAUGUUCAAUGUAAAGAUAUGUUUAAAAGUGUUUACUGCUAAAUGUUUAAUAUUAAAUAUGUUUAAAAUCUUG
This is a messenger RNA of Dunckerocampus dactyliophorus (ringed pipefish), 2646 nucleotides long. Its product is annotated as muscarinic acetylcholine receptor M4-like. The record is from RefSeq and is a predicted model, not a curated record. Gene Ontology annotation, cellular component: dendrite; synapse; plasma membrane. The transcript is spliced from 2 exons. Gene Ontology annotation, molecular function: G protein-coupled serotonin receptor activity; G protein-coupled acetylcholine receptor activity. NCBI's taxonomy places the organism in Eukaryota, Metazoa, Chordata, Actinopteri, Syngnathiformes, Syngnathidae. Gene Ontology annotation, biological process: G protein-coupled receptor signaling pathway, coupled to cyclic nucleotide second messenger; chemical synaptic transmission; adenylate cyclase-inhibiting G protein-coupled acetylcholine receptor signaling pathway. Bases 265 to 1488 code for a protein of 407 amino acids.